Molecule: messenger RNA, 876 nt
Organism: Cydia pomonella (codling moth)
Lineage: Eukaryota; Metazoa; Arthropoda; Insecta; Lepidoptera; Tortricidae
Exons: 3
Coding region: 265-678 (137 amino acids)
Source: RefSeq, a predicted model, not a curated record
CACUUGUCUUAUCAAUUAUAAUUUUUAAAAUAAACGUGUUAUAAAUAGUGAGGUACCUGUAGCAUUGUCUAUAAUGAGUAAAAUGAUUGGCCUCAGAAAAUUAGAAUUACCAAAUAUAGUAUCAUUGGUUUACGUUCGUUUGCAUUUUUAUCUUAACUAAACGAUAUCAAAGUAUGCAGAUAGGUUAGCAAGGUCGCUUGGUCUAAAUCAUUUCGUCGGGAUUCACUUGUUCAAUUUUCUGUGUUUGUCCAGCUAUUUGCUGCAAUGUCAGCGACGCUGUUCGCGGUGCCGGCGCUGCUGCUGCGGCUGCCACCAGCCACCAUGUUGUUCUACAGCGUUGCUGCCGUCACUUCUGCACUACAGUUCAUCAGUGGCUGUGCCAUGGUCUGCGGACUGUUCCAAAAGCGUCCCAGCCUCAUGCAGCCAUGGCUGCUCCUCACGUGGACAGUAUGCGGCAGCCUGCUCCUGCUGUCCAGCGCGGGGACGGUCAUGAUGUACGUCAGCGGUGACGUCCGAGAGAGUUACGUCACCUCUAUCUAUUCCCUUUAUUCCAUGAUUCUCCUGUACUUGGCAAUAGUAAUCCGAAGUCGGCGGGAGGAACUGCUGGAUGAAAUAAAGUGGGACUCGGGGAAGCGGCUCAUGAGGCCUGCUGCAAUCGAGAAGAAUCUCUACGUGUAGGGGCUGAAGGUUCCAAUUCUUUGGGAAUCAUCGAAGCUGGCUAGGAUUCACUUCUUUCAGUCAUUGGUCGAUCAAGACUAUGUACUUAUAGGCUGAAGGAGAAAUUUGGGAUGAAUAGAAAUCGAGGUGGUAAUACCUAUAAGAUAGAUUAAUAUAAAAGCUUUGUUAAAAUUGUUUGAAUAUAUUUUAUUGCUUUUG